AGGAUUUUAUAACACGUCCUGUGGAAAUGGACACCGAAAAAGCUCCUGCUGUAGACGUUGAAGCGACCGGGGAGAGUAAAGAUGGAGCAGAGGCGUUUACGAAGGUGAAGUCUAAAAAGAAGAACCAGAAACGUAAACGUGAGCAAGACGCAGUGGACAUGGACACAGAGGAGAGCGUGGCCAUUAAACGGCCGCAGUUUCCACCGAUUUCCGGAGACAAGUUACGGGGACCAGAUGAGAUGCGUAAGAUCCCCGUUCCAGCUCACAGAUACACCCCGCUGAAGGAGAACUGGCUAAAGAUUUUCACUCCCAUCGUAGAGAACCUGCAGCUUCAAGUGCGGUUUAACCUCAAGACCAGGAACGUAGAAAUCAAAACGUGCAAAGAGACGCAGGAAAUCAGUGCCCUCACGAAAGCGGCAGAUUUCGUCAAAGCGUUCAUCCUAGGCUUCCAGGUUGAGGAUGCCAUGGCGCUCAUCAGAUUAGACGAGCUUUUCCUUGAAAGCUUUGAUGUCACAGACGUAAAACCUUUGAAAGGCGACCACUUAUCCAGGGCCAUCGGAAGAAUAGCAGGGAAGGGAGGAAAAACGAAAUUCACCAUUGAGAAUGUGACAAAGACUCGCAUCGUUCUGGCAGAGACGAAAAUCCACAUUUUAGGUUCUUUUCAGAAUAUCAAGAUGGCCCGAACAGCAAUAUGUAACCUGAUUUUAGGAAGUCCACCUUCAAAGGUUUACGGUAACAUCAGAGCGGUGGCCAGCAGGACUGCGGAGAGAUUCUGAAAUCUGAUUGGCUGCUGCGUGCCUUCCUCUCCUCCCUUUCUGUAACUGCGAUGAGUUGAGUUCACGGACUGGCGUUUGGGACGGAAAGCCGACACGUACAUCAUAAUUUUUAAUGAACAGUGUUGGUCUCUGGAAGUAUGAGUUAUGUAAAUAAAUAUUAAAAAAAAACAAUAAGGGAGGUUUAUUUCUGUGACUGAAUGUUUUUAGCAGAUCAGUUUUGAGGAUGAAGGUUUGAUCAAUGAUUAGGUUUAGGGAAAUAUUUGACAGCUAUAGUUGGAAUAGGAACCAUUUACUCAAAUAAGACCACCUAUUUAAUUUUCAUAUCUUUUAAAAAUAAUCUUUUUGUUUAAUCUCUGAAGCAGCUCAAGAAUUUGAAAUAAAUGAUUCACUUUUAUCAAACUUCUUUAGAAGGCCUUGGACAGUUAGAACCUCACCAUUGUGUUUACUGUCAUUUCAACAGUCAGGAGCAAAUCAAACUAAACUAAUGAGGCUAAAACAGGGCAAACCUUCACAAUGUUAGUCAUGUGGACCUGGUAGAUAUGCCAGGGUGUGCUAAUUUAUUUAUUCUUUUAACCUGAAAUUGCACCUCUUUCAGUUUGUAUUUGAAUUUUUCAGUAUUAACAUUAAACAUCCAUAUGUCUAAA
This is a messenger RNA of Xiphophorus maculatus (southern platyfish), 1420 nucleotides long. It is a transcript of the gene pno1, whose product is annotated as partner of NOB1 homolog. Gene Ontology annotation, molecular function: RNA binding. NCBI's taxonomy places the organism in Eukaryota, Metazoa, Chordata, Actinopteri, Cyprinodontiformes, Poeciliidae. The record is from RefSeq and is a predicted model, not a curated record. Gene Ontology annotation, cellular component: nucleolus. The transcript is spliced from 7 exons. Bases 27 to 776 code for a protein of 249 amino acids.